This is a messenger RNA of Megalopta genalis, 5417 nucleotides long. NCBI's taxonomy places the organism in Eukaryota, Metazoa, Arthropoda, Insecta, Hymenoptera, Halictidae. The record is from RefSeq and is a predicted model, not a curated record.
ACGAAACGAAACGAAACGAAGCGCGGCCGUCGCGCCGGCCCGUUUCUCGGUGUUAAUUGGCUCGGGGAGACGCGGGUUAGGCGCGAAACGAUUCCCCGGCGAUCGGCAGACAGCCGAUAGCCCCGCGGACCUACCUGCGGCCGUUUACAAUUACCAUCACGAACGUCUAAUUUGCGGACGGCACCGGAUAUUGCGCGGAUAUCCACGCAACGUCGGGCAGCGGCAACGAGCGAUCCUCCGCCGCGAUGCAAGAGCGUCAGUCCGUUCGCAGGUCGCGUCGGUGAAGAUGAGACACCGGGGAUGGGGAUAGACCUCGGCGAGACACUCGGUUACCGCAGAAUUAAUUAACAAUGAACCCGACGAGCGCCAACAGUGACUAACCGUCUCUACGCGUUGCCCGCUAAAAAUCGCGAGGUCGGAUUCAUUUGGAAACCAGGAAAGUCCGCGCGGCAUUGUUUGUCGAUUAGAACGAUACGAGGAUCGAACGGCGGCUCGGCGUUCGGACAGAUGCUUGGCGGCCGGUGUUCGUUAUCCUGUUGUCGAUUGAAAAUUUUCGCCGGGAGAUCAUCUCCUCCGACGCGAGAAAACAGCGACCGUGAGCAUUGAGCAACGCUUAUGACACGCGUAUGACUCCGCUUGUUACGUUACGGUGGAAGUUGCCACAACUAGGUACUUUAUUAAGAUCACAGUCUCAAGAAGAAUGGGAGUUGCAUGUGUGCGAACGCCAAUGUAGAAAGGUCGGCGUUGCAUCCCGGGACGAUCCUGGGUUUGCAUUAAUUACGAAGAUCCAGCCGUGAGCCCAGCUGAUUGUGAGUCUCGAAUCGUGUUAACACUUUGGGGCACAGGUUUUUACAAAAAAGGAAAUAGACUCGUGCUGCACAAGAAAUUUUAUUGCGCUUUGAAUUGAACGAAAUUGGUAGAUUUUUUAUUGACAAAGGAAUCGCAUAAUAGAGAAACAUGAAAUGAUAAUAGUAAUUCAAUACGAUUUGUUGUUACAGGGUGGGACUCAAAUAGUCCCAUCGUGCCACAUAGGUUCGUGAAUGCUAAAAAUGUCCCACCAUGCAUUAUUGUGCAUCAAAAAGAUGGGACGUUUUUAAUCGCACCCCAAAGGGUUAAUAAUACGCUCUUUUUCUCAAACAUCAAUCUUUUCGAUAAAUUUUCGAUGGGUUUACGAUGCUUCGGACCAUUUGUCUGUCGGUCUCGCAAGCAUAACUUUUCGACGUUCUAGUUCUGGACACACCAAUUGCAAACAAUAUUUAACAAGAUAUCUAUUUUCAUUGGAACAUGAUAAAAUUAAUACGGAAUUUGUAUUAGCUCCAAAUAAGAAAUUUAACAUUGUUCUCCAGGCUGCUGAAGAUAUACAGCGACGUGCACAAUUAUAGACUGAAAAUAACUUUUACAUUCUUACUGGCAUCUGAACAAAAACUUAACGAAAUAUCAUAUUUGUAUAUUUCUAUAUUAAUUCUAAUAUAGAUGUAUGAUAUUCUGAUAAGUUCUUUUUAAAUAUACAAGGUGUCUCGGUUAAAAGAGGUCAUCCACGGUGCUGUGAAUAAAUAAUAUUUAACUAAAAAUCAAGAAAAAACUACGCUUGUUUAUUUAUAUCUUCUAUUAUUUCUAAUAUAGAAAUAUACAAAUACGACGUUUCGUUAAGUUUUCGUUUAAAUAACAUUAAAAGUAUAAAGACCACUCCGAGUCUACAAUUAACUACGCUUGUUUAUCUCCAUUUUCUAUUAUUUCUAAGACAGAGAUAUACGAAUACGACGUUUUAUUAAGUUUUCGUUUAAAUAUCAUUAAAAGUAUAAAAGCCACUUCGAGUCUACAAUUAACUACUGCAUAAAAAGAAAAGAAAGAUCACUGUAUAAAAAACCACGUUUGUUUAUCUCUAUUUUCUAUUAUCUCUAACACAGAAAUAUACAAAUGCGACGUUUUACUAAGCUUUUGCUUAAAUAUCAUUAAAAGUAUAAAGACCACCUCGAGUCUACAAUUAACUACCAUAUAAAAAGAAAAGAGCGAUCACUGUAUAAAAGAAAUGCAUCACUUGCAUCGCAUGCUCGACAAUCAACGAACCUAGUCAGCGAAGGAUUAAUCGACGACCUCGUUGCUCAGUGUCAAAGAAACCCACGCUACCGAUAACUCCGAAGGCUCAGCCCCCCGAUAACUUGGAAGAUCGUGGGCUUACGAUUGUCUGCGGACGGCCGAAAAUUCAUAAGGCCGACGGAGGUAGGCAGCCUAAUGCAGAGGCAGGCCGGAUAGGACUAAAUUGCAACGGGCGGCGUGUUCCUCGCAAACGAAUCCCCGCCGAUCCUCUGAAUAAUUCAUCUCCGGUUCGCCGUGGAUCUCCCCGUUCUCCAGGGAACCUGUAACCCCGGCGCGGCGAGGAUCCGCUGGAUCGGCUGGAAGUGGAAGGGCGAGAGCGAUAUGACGGCGUACAUAGACACGGGUUUAUCUACCUGACGACCUUGCCGUUUAAAAAAUCCAAGAGUGGUCGGCUGAGCCUCGAGCUGGCGGCGUGCACCAUCCACGAGCCAGUUCCGACGUGGAGCGCGGACGACUAGGACUAAUCCUAAUAGCGUCGGGAAAACGACGGAGUUCCGUCCGUGUUCGAAACGAUCCAAGUGAUUUCCAUGCCUCCAUCGGUCCUCUGACAGCGCGAUCCACCGAUUAACAUGGGGACGACACUGUCCUGGACCAUUCUGAUUCACCUGUUGCCCGUGCUGGUCCGCGGCUACGACAACGUGGGGUUCGACGGCUGGUAUCAACCGGUUCCGCAUAGGCCGGUCGACAUCAUCACGGACGUUAUUAACGAUCUGGGCGUGCGGAUUCUCCAGCAGUACACGGUCCACGGGAACGUGGCAUUCUCUCCGGCAGGGGUUGGCUUCGUCCUGGCAGCGUUGUACGAGGGUUCGGCUGGCAGAGGAAGGCAGCAGAUCUCCGACGCGUUGGGCUUGCCGAGGGACCCGGACAUCACCAGGCUCGGUUUUCGCGACAUCCAUCGCAGGCUAAGGACUUAUCUGAACGCCGACGGGUUCCUCGGCGGUCUAACCCUGAACCAGGAGAACACCAGGCUGCGCCCGGACUACGAGGACAUCCUGAGGUUCUACGGAUUCGACUUGACGGUCCCCGAAGAGGAGGCGAACGGAACCGAUGCUACUCCAGAAUCAGCGACGAAUCCACCGACCACGGAAGCUAAAACUCUGCCUCCGGACGAUGCGACCGCGACGACUGCGACGGCGACCGACACUCGACAACCGACGCAAGAAACCACCGAAGCAUCGACUACCCCUCCUGUCGAGAUACUGGGGAUGACGAUGAUGACGGGAGAUGUGUCGAGCAGAUUGACGCAGACCACUUUAGGGUCUACGAUCUUGAUGGAGGCUACCGAACCUGCUACCUUGCCCGGCCAGAUUACCGCCUCGUCUACGACGGUGUCAGAGAUUGCCACCACGAUAACCUCUGCCACCGAUGCAUCUUCUCCGACCACCGUUCCCGCCCCGCCAACAACUGUGCUCGCGGCUGCUACUCAAAGCGCAGGGACAGAGAGUUUAGCUACCACGACGACUUCGAUCAGUCCUGCCACUGAUCUGCCUGUUGCCACCGAGACCACGGAAGCAGCGACCGAGGCUGCGACACUUGGCCAGACGACUGUCCUCCAGGAUGCGAGUCCUGGCACCACCGUGGCAGCAGAGACCACGACCAUAGUCGCUACGACAGUUGUCUCUGAAACGACAACCGCGUCAACCGCCGCAGCAACAACUGCAGCAACAACUGCGGCAAUUACAGCGACACAGGUUGCUGGCAAUGUUGCAGACGGUUCGACGAUCCCUGUCGCAGCCAAUCAAGAGGCCACCGGACCACCUGCCGACGAUAAUGGCGUUUCAACCGACUCGAUGAAUAAUCAGACAGUCACCGACGAGAUGGGAUCUACCGAUUUGCCAGCCACAACUGUUGCAGGUGAAACCGGGUCGAACGGACGGUCUACUACCGUGGCAUCGACUGUUAGCGGCUCGAUGACGAGGAGGAAACGCGCCGCCAGGAGCCCGAGGGGAUUCUUCUCCAGCUACCCAGACGAGGGAAUCUGGAUGCAGGAUCUGGGUAUCUGGAAUCCUUAUACGAUCAGCCUGGGCGAGGCUUCAGUCAGAGACUCGACGGAAAUAUCGUUUCUGGUGAACGGCUGCGACGUGUCCUCCGUCACGGCGUCCAGAUACUUCGCUGUUCUGCCAUUCGCACAUUUUCCGUCGCUUCACGCUGUCGCCCUUGAGUUUCCUUUGGACGACCCCAGGUACAACAUCCUGCUGGUGAUGUCGACCGAUCGUCGGGACACGUAUCGGCUGGUUCGGGACCUCGGCGGGAAGUCGUUGAGGCUGUUGAGGAAGCAGUUACAGGCCACUUGGGUCAGGGCCACCAUUCCAUCGUUCAUGUUGCGCGGUUUCGUCACCUUGACGUCCUUCCUCGAAAGGCUAGGAAUCGUGGACGUUUUCGAGCCAAGGGCCGCUGAUCUGUCCCCGAUGACCCCAGAUCUGGGGGUAUACGCGAGGGACGUGCAGCAAAGCAUCGGCGUGAACAUCAGGAAUUACAUGAAGCCAGAUCGAACCCACUCUCGUGAGUCGCCCAAUUCCGAUCCCCCUUUGAUCGUUCCACCUCGACGGGACUAUUACCGAUACUAUCAUCCAGGUAACGGGUUGUUCGAAAGAACAACCGGGCCGGCGCUUUUCACGGCCGUUCAUCCGUUCCUGUACUUCAUCGUCGACGCCGAAACCUCGGUGGCCUUAAUCGCCGGCCGCGUCAACGAUCCUUUGAAUUCACGGAUUCUUUAGCGGUCGCGAGGUCGACGAUGAUGAAUCUGCCGGAUCAUUCGUUGCCGUGUCGUCGUAGACCCGCAGAUUAAAUCCUGACAUGCCAAUUAAUUUCUUGUUUUAUUCAAUUCCAACGAUCGUUACACGAACUAUUUGCCAUCACCAUUUAUUUCAGCGAUAACGUUCGUGGGUAAAAUCUGCAUCCACGCACCGAAUGCUCGUUCGUUAAACAAUAAUAACCAUUGGCGUAGCGAUUGCAAUGAUUUCGUUCCAGUGUUCGCGCGGCAAGCGAACGCGACGAAAAAUAUUUUCCGCGCAACUGCAUCUCGAUUCUCCUAGGACACCGCGUGUUCGUUUCGACGAAGGUUUCUCCGGGUCUAUGUUGACCCAACGACGACGAGAUGUUCGAUGUCAACUGUCGAUAGGCAAGGGACGAGUCCGGGGAUAGUAAUAAACAUAUACGUUUAUUCGGCAUACUUAUAAAUAUCGAUAUAAUCUAUAAACAAUUAUAUAUAUUUAUAUUUAUUAGAUCAUUCCUAUUUCGCACACACCUACCUUUAAGUACACGAUGUAUGUCUGUACAAAAAUCCGUAUGUUGUAAAUAAAGGAGAGAGUCGAAGGGAG